Molecule: messenger RNA, 2906 nt
Organism: Prinia subflava (tawny-flanked prinia)
Lineage: Eukaryota; Metazoa; Chordata; Aves; Passeriformes; Cisticolidae
Gene: DOK2
Product: docking protein 2
Exons: 5
Coding region: 131-1459 (442 amino acids)
Biological process (GO): cell surface receptor protein tyrosine kinase signaling pathway; positive regulation of MAPK cascade; Ras protein signal transduction
Cellular component (GO): cytoplasm
Source: RefSeq, a predicted model, not a curated record
GAGCCCGAGCUGAGCGCGGCAGGGGCAGAGCCAGCCCCGGUGACACCGCGGGGGGACGGGGCCCGGGGGACCCCGGGGACACUCUGGGGACACUCCAGGGACACUGAGGACACUCCAGGGACACUCCGCGAUGGAGGAGGCCGUGGUGAAGCAGGGCUGGAUUUACCUGCAGCUCCAGCAAACCUUCGGGAAGAAGUGGAAGAAGUUCUGGGCCGUGCUGUACCGGGAGAGCCCCUGCUCCACGGCGCGCCUGGAGCUGCAGGACGGCCCCGAGCGGCCGCGCCGGCCCGAGCGGCGCCUGGUGCGCCUCAGCGACUGCGUGCACGUGGCCGAGGCGGGCGGUGACACCGGGCCCAGGGACACCGUCCCCUUCCUGCUGGAGACCACCGAGCGCCGGCUGCUGCUGGCCGCCGACGCCGCCGACGCCGCCGAGUGGGUGCGGCGGCUGUGCGAGCUGGCGUUCCCGAGGAGCCGGGAGGAGCCGGGAGUGGGGCCCAAGGAGGGCAGCGAGGGCGAGUUCUCCAUGGAGGAAAAUUCCCUGUACAGCUCCCAGGGCAGAGCCGGCCUGGAGCAGUCCUUCGAGGUGACGGUGCGGCCGACGCCGUCGGCGCAGCGCUGCCGGCUGCGGGGCCGCUGCGUGCUGCGGGCGGGCCCGGAGGCGCUGGAGCUGCGGCAGCCGCCGAGCCAGGAGCCGCUGCUGCGCUGGCCCUACCGCCUGCUGCGCCGCUUCGGCCGCGACAAGGCCACCUUCUCCUUCGAGGCCGGCCGGCGCUGCGAGUCCGGCGAGGGCAGCUUCGAGUUUGACACCCGGCAGGGCAACGAGAUCUUCGCGGCCGUCGAGGCGGCCAUCGAGGUGCAGCGCGGCCGCGGGGCCCACGAGGAGCCCCAGGGCGCCCCCGGCGAGGGCAGGGGGCUCAAGGCCAAGCCGGCGGUGCCCCCCGGGGCCGGGGAGCCGCCGGGGCCGCCGCGGGGCGCGGAUUUUCCCUACGCCGAGCCCCGCGAUUCCCUGCGCCGCGGGAACGCCGGGGGCGCCGCGGUGGAGGCCGAGUACGCCGUUCCCUUCGACGCCGUCGCCAAGUCCUUCCUGGCCCGGCAGCUCGGCGGCCUGGGCUGUCCCCAGGAGGGGCUCCCCGAGGUCCUGAGCGUCCCCAGGGACGCCGGAGGGGGUCAGCGGCCCCCCGGCCGCCCCACGGCCCCCAAACCCGAGCACAUCUACGACGAGCCCGAGGGUCUCUCGGCGCUCUCGCUGUACGACGAGCCCCAGGAGGUGAAGGGGGAGGCGUGGAGGCUGCAGGCGGCCCCCGAGGAGCCCCCCGCGCUCGGCUGUCCCUACGACGCCCAGCGCGAUGACUACGCCGUCCCCAAGAGGCCCUUCCUGCUGCAGGGCAAGGAGUGGCUGGGCCACAGCGACUACGACAACGUGGCCCUCAAGGUGGCCAAGAAGAGGAACCUGCAGUGAGCGGGGGAGAGGAGGAGGGGACACCCCAAAUCCCCCGGUCGGAUUUUAUCCCACCCCCGGCAGAGAUGAGACCCCCUCCGGGCGACAUUGGGCAGCUGGGGAGUGGCAGGGGACACCUGGGGGGUGGCAGGGGACACACCUGGGGGGUGGCAGAGGACACACCUGGGGGGUGGCAGGGGACAGCUGGAAGCGCUGGGAGCGGGAUGCGCCCACUGGAGGGCAGUGCGAGCCCACCGGAGCGGCGGUGCCCGGGCAGCCGCAGCCCCCGGAGCCCGAAUCCUGCUCCUCGCCCGCUCCUCGCCCUGCUCAUCCCGCCGGGAUGCGCUUCCAGAGGCGGCCGGAGCAGGAAUGGGCCUGGGGUGCUCGGCUGGAUGGGCUUCCCCAGGGAUGGACAUCCUGAAUCCCUCAGAGAUGGAGAUCCUGAAUCCCUCAGGGAUGGAGAUCCCGAAUCCUUCAGGGAUGGACAUCCUGAAUCCCUCAGGGAUGGACAUCCUGAAUCCCCCAGGAUGGACAUCCCGAAUCCUUCAGGGAUGGACAUCCCGAAUCCCCCAGGGAUGGACAGUGCUCAUUCCAGGGUUUCAGAUGCCACCCCUGUGACCCCCCGUGCCCACACACAGCUCCCAGUGCUCCCAGUAUGUUCCAGUGCCAGGCCAGGGCCGGGUUCUUCCCUGUCCCGAGGUCCCUCCUGCUCCUUGCUUAAACCCACAAAUUCCAGCUGUUCCAGCAGCACUUUUGGUUUUCAUUCCCUUUAUAACCCCCCUUUUCCAGCCCCUCUGAAUUCCAGAUGGAAAACUGGGCUUUAUUCUCAUGGAAAUUUUCAUGGCUGGCUCCAGUCCUCCCAGUACAAACCAGCACAAACCAGUACACGGCCUCUGGGUCAUCCUCCUUUUCCUUUUUACCUUUUCCUUUUCCCCUUUUCCUUUUCCCUUUCCCCUUUUCCUUUCCCUUUUCCUUUUCUUCUUUUCCUCUUUUCCUUUUCCUUUCCUGUUCCUUUUUCCCUUUUCCUUUUCCCUUUUCCUCCUCCUCCUCUUCCCAGCCACCUCCAGCCUCUCCUCGGGGACAUCCCUCCCCUCAUCCCAACUCCCCAGGAAUUUCCCUGGAUCCAGGACCCCCCUCGCCGCCCCCAGCCCCGGCCCGGAGCAUCCUCGGGAUCCCGCUUUUCCAUGGAAAGCGCAGACAUUCCAUGAAUUAUUUACAACCCCUCGGGAUCGGAGGCGGCGCUCAGGUGCUCCAGUUCAUUUCCGGGACGCUGCCAAUCCAGCGGGCGGGCGCUAAUGAGCCUAAUUAAGAGCUUUUUGUGAGAGGCGCUGAUUAAAGCUCCGCAUCCAUCGCUGCCUCCCGGGCGGGGCUGAAGGGAGCGGGAUGCGCAGGUGGGAUCCCGCUCCAGGUGGGAUCACGCAGGGAAAAAACGCCUCAAGGUGGUCCAAAAUAAAGGAAAUAAAAAGUU